UGCUGCCGUCAUGGAACGCUGAGAGCGCCUAGUUCAAAAGCAACGCGAUGCAAAAAGCCGUUUUAUCAUUCCUGAUAACCAACAAGCGCACCACUACAGGGAAUCUACUGCGGUAGUUGCUACGCUUCCAUGGUAGAACUCGUUUUAUCGUGAUAGAACAGCUUUUCCUUUGGAAUUGUUCUAUUGUUGCAUUUUUGGCGGUUUUUGCCGGGAACCUCAUCUUGUUAGUUUAUUGUUCGUUCACCAGCAUUGUCACGCGUAUGAUUUGGGUAUGAGGUACAGGCUUCGUAUCACUAAUCACCAGUACGUGCUCCGCUACAGGCACCUACGUUUUCUUGAUUUCUAUGCUUCCACUAGAGUUGGGGGUGAGCGCUGGUAAGACGAACCUUUUACUGACUGUCCAGCAAGUUUAGGGCCGUUUGGCGUUGUGUAUGCUCGGCACUGGCAUAAUUAGUCAGUGCGGUAAAGAGGGAGGAGGCGUGGCCCUCACCGUUUCCAGGUUGUGGCGCAGCGUCGUCAAGAGUUAACGAGGUCAUCUUCGUUGUCUAUGCAGUCAAAGACUCGUGCUAAAAGUGCAGAUAAUUUCAUCUAUGCAUGUGUUUUUGUCGAUGUGUGCGCGAAGGAGCCUUUUUGUUCAUGUGCUGGAUAUUCGCGUUCAGACGAGAAAGGUACACCGGAAAACGGGCUGAGAUUGUUGAGGCUUCAUUGUUCAGGACAGAUUUGUCAUGUUAAACUGGAUAUUCCCUGCCCCGUGGCUGGUUCGACUGUCGUUCUUUUGUCUCGACUUGCCCCCCGUAUUUUCUGCAUAUCGUAUCCUCCCUUUUUACAUUAUUGUGUAGUGCAAAGUCAGCUGGUGUCGGUCUCGUACCACAUGCCAUCAAUAUGUUUCGUGAGUGUUCGCGUGCGUACCGCUCCACUGAUAGAAAACGUUGUACCUGUACUGGUUUCCAAACGCAUUACUCUGAGGUGAUCCUGUUUGGUGGCGAAACGUAGAAUUCCUUAUUGUGUGUACCGUUUUCGAAACGUCGCUACGCGUCCAGCCAAAAAUCCUGAACCUACCGACAAUAUGGCGGUGCUACAUUCACGGGAAAGCGAUAGGACAAGCUUCGUUGCUGCUGCAGACCUUCCGUCUGCUCCCUGCCGUCGUUGCAGCGGCGACGACCCAGGGGAGCUGCCGGGCGGCUUUUGUUUCUGCAGUUGUCACGAAGCACGUGACCGAGAGUUUGCCGGUUCUUUGGAUCCACCUGUAGAGUCGAUCGAUGAGCUGCGUCGCCUUGCAUCGGAUUUUACCGCAGCAGCCGCGGAUGCAGCAGUAUGCAAUGCGGUCGUUGCUCAGGCAGCUGCAGCGUCUCAGCUUGGCGAGGCUGAGGAACAGUUCAGGAAAAAGUUUGUCCUCGCUUCUGGUGUGGACGCUCGUCGCGUCCUGCCCAAGUCGAAAGUCAAAUUUCCUGAUGAUAGAAACUCCCUUCUGAAUACUAUCCCAUACUGCGUCCCUUAUGUCGCCACUGCCUUGGCCCUGUAUGCACUCUUUAUAAUCGUGGCUGCUGUACGCCCCUUGUACAAGAUCGUGACGUAUCAUGUAAGCACCCGAGGCGACCCUAGGUCCGAAACUGGGAAACAGAUGUUCAGCAAUUCAGUUGUGCCGACAAGCUCCGAGGUGGUAUUUCCGUUAGUGGAUGAGGAAGACUACCCAUACGAAUUUUGUUCAAGAGGUUUGUCUACGGCUAAGCAGAUGAACUUUUUCAUUCGUGUGCUAUGCUGUAGUGAAGAAUUUCUGCCAACGCUCUGGCUCUCCUGGUGUCAGCUGUUAUUUUGUAUCCUUGUGCAUUUAUGGGUAGUCCGUCAUCACUUGUUUCAUUUAGUGCGACAAAAAUUUCGCCCGUACGACGUAGCUGGGGAAUUCACACUGGAUGAAACGUCCGUCGAAAAAACGACCCAGUAUGUGUCUGCACUCCAGCCUCAGUCUCCUCUUAAUGGACGAUACGGGUUUGUAAAUUUAAAGGGGCACAUCCGCCAAAUACUGGCACUCAUCAACCCCACAAGUGGAGGACGAAUGGCGAUGACCUACUACCAGCAGCUCAUUCUACCGGAGCUGCUUCUUCUCUUCGGCUCCGACACAAAGGUUCUCCCAAUCGUCUUAGACGAGAAGAAUGAGGAGUUCGUUUGUGCGUUUAUUCAUCGAUGGUCUCAUGUCUUCGACCUUUGCCUGAUUCUUGGAGGGGACGGUUCUUACCACUCGAUUGUCAACUUACUGAUCCGGGCUGGCCUGGAGAAGCGACAUAACGACUCUGGCGACGAUGAGGGCCCGCCCAAUUCCAAGGAAGCUCCCGCAGGUGAAGGAUUAAGUCCUGGGUCUGACAGUUGGUUUGAUUCAAAUAGACGACGAAGCACAGUCUGGACCCGGAAAUGCCAUUCAUGCAGGAAGAAGAAGUGUAUCUUCCCCAUAGAUCUGCCAAUAAGUCCAGUUCCUCUUGGAACAAGCAACACUUGGUGCAGUGAAUUCGUAUUCAGUUACGCUGGCCCCAUUGCUGCAAAAUGUUACGCAGCAAAUGCUCGACAAGCCGCGGCUGCAACCAUGGAGCAAUUGGAGAGAGAGAAAGCAAAGUUAUCAAGGAGAGACUCAUAUCACUUCGCCCAUCCAGAGCAGACAUCAACGGAUGAGGGGCUUGAACUUGUCUCGAGUGAGACAGAGAACAAGUUCCAAAACAAAAAGCAAACUUCAAAUCUACGCGACGAGGAAGGGAAAACUGUGAGCCUUGACGAUUCAAAGUCUUCUUCCUUUUCGGGUACUCAAACCACAUCUCGGAUGGAGACAUGUGACGGAUAUGACUCAGAUAGAGGCUGUGUGUCCAGCACUUCACCAUCGUUGUCCACCGAGUUUGUGGAUCCAGCUCCCCCUGCAGCGUCUCAGUCUUUGUACCAAGCGAUACCAGGAAUCUGUGACUCCUCAAAGUAUCCCUCUGUCGCCGCGCAAGCAGCCGCUCGAGCAGCCGUAGACGUCGCGGCUCUCGCCAGAACCGAGGCUUGUUUUGCGGCAUCAAACGCGGGGACAGGGGCAUUUUUCAGGGACUGCAAUGCCGGUGUGAAGGCCGAAGAAGCAGCAGUUGCAGCGGAGGUUGCCUGUGACGCUGCAGCUAGAGUGGCAAAGGCCACACAUAUAGGAGGUCCCGGGUCAUGGGAAAAUCUAGCUUCUCCUUCGUGCUCCGAUGACGCUUGUGUGUCAAAGAGGAUGGACGAGUGUCCCGGGGAAACCGAGAGGACGCGUGAUUCCAAAGUGCUGGAUUCUGAGAUGCCGGCCGCCCGUAUUGUCGCCAGUCUCGCUGCCCUUCACCGGAAUGAUUCUGCGGAUCUUGCAGAGUGCUCGAGGCUGUUGGCUCCUGCUCCUACACCCGAACUAAAAGGAGUCAGACUGGCCAAACAUCAUUUAAGGGUCGCCAAAAUGAUGGAUGAGUUAGCCACAAAAAUGGGCCCCGGAAAGGACAAGAACAUGAUGCAACUAGGGCGAGAGAGCCUUCUACAUUUUUGGAUGAGGAGACUGCAAGAAAGCCGGACAACAAGAAUAAACGCGCUUCUGGUUGAAGCUGGAGGCGAGAGACACAUCUGUUGCAACUCUUUGGAAUUCGGGUUUAUCGGAACAGCCCAAGUUCACAGCGAGGAUACGCGGUGGACAGGCCAUAUGAGGUACACGCUGGCGUUUCUUUAUCAGCUACUUAUGAGACGUACAUUCCCAGCGUAUAUCACAGCGACACUGCCGAAUAACGAGGUGGUCCACAGAAUCGGCGACUACAUGGUUGUCGCUCUGGACGUGAUUCAGCACUGGACAGACGAUCGCCCGGUCGCGCGACAAGCGCAGAUGGAUGGGCCGUGUGCUUGGCUUCUUUUGAUGAAUGGCGAAAUCAGUCGGGCACGGCUGUGGGCAUACACGAGUGACCUAAGACGAUUGAGCAUGGCCGAAGAGAAGGGCCUCGAAAUGCUGCCCGUGAAACGUGUUCACAUAAAGCUUACAGAGCCAGGCAUCUAUGGAUUGGACGGGGAGGUCUAUAGGCACGGCGGAGAAUUAACAUUCACCAUGUUACCUGGACCCAUUCGUGUGUGCGUAUCGGAGUUCGAUCAACUUAUUGCCCAUCCUGCAGGAGGACAUAGGUGGAUGAAAUGCAUAAGAAGAGAUCUGACUGAGUAACUGAGGAGACGAUAGAGAACAACAGAACGUAAACGUUUUUAUUUACGCUGAACGGAAGAACACACAGAGGACAGGAACCGAAGUUGCUGGGAUUCGGCCCUCUUUGCCGUCUUUUGUGGUGGCCCUGACAGCUUCACGGACAUUAAAACUUGCUGAGGGAAAGGCGUGUUUUUUCGUUAACCUGCAUUUCAUUUCUCGUGUGUAUGCAUGCAUACUUGUAUAUAUAUCAGGGUGAGAGGGGUGUCAACAAAUUCCCUACCACAGACUACAGAGAGGUGCUGCAAAGAGACUAGCGAAUCGCCGCUGGGUACACUCAUGCGUCCAUUCAGACCACUAGGAGGCAUCUGCUGAUUUCAAAUCAAUAUCCGAGCAAAUCAUGCCUCUCAUGCUAUCCAGUAAGAUCGCUCACAGAUGUGGCUUUAACGUGGGCGUAAAGAUAAGAACAUGGCACAUAACCCAAAAGAUAACACAAGAGGAUUUGAAAGGAGAAACGUCUUCUUGAUCUCGUCCCUCAUCAGAAAACCUACUAGUAAGAGUUUCGUCCGGACUACAGGGGAUUCAGCAAUCCAACAAUGGCCUCUUGACAGACAGGACUUGUUUGUUCCGGCUCUUUCCUCUCACACUGUCCUCCUUGUGUGAAUAGCGAACUACGGAAGAAUGUGUUUUGUUGCUGAAGCGUAAGGUAGCUUGCGUAAUUUCAGAAUCUUGUGGAAGUCACGAUUAAUGCAGUCCGCGACCGAGCGUUCUUUAUUACCUUCGGCCGACAUCGCGCAGGCUGCACGCACGUUAAAGGCGGAUUUCGUGGAAUUUUAUAUUGUCCCUGCCGGUCUUUGUCGGCGUGUUCUUGGUUGGUAACUGUUUUCUUUUCCUUGGUUCUUUUACUUCUUGUACCUCGGUGUAAAGAAAACUUGACGAAGUGAAGCCCGGCUAUACACGAUCCGCGCAUACACGUAUGCACGGCUGCUUGUGCUGUCCUGUUUUAUCCGGCACAAUACCGAACAAGUCUCAGUGUGCCGUGUACUGUAUGCAUUACAACUGCAACUUGGUUUCUAUACACUAUGUUUCUCGGCAAGUUCCUGUCUGUGUAGUCAUCGUGAUUGUCAUUCAGUAGUUUCGUGGCGUUCCCCCUUCUCGUAGACGUGCGGUAACAACGGGAAGAGAGGCGACAGGCUGGGCGAGCAUAUACCCACAGUCGUUCGUGUUUCCCCCGUCUAAUCAGACAUUGAAGAGGUCAGUUAUUGCUUGCCAGGUGUUUUCAGAGUCUCCCACAGUUGCAGUCUGUAUCUAAAUUAACAAGGGUGCUCAAGAUACACAUGAUAGCACG
Toxoplasma gondii ME49 is the source of this 5504-nucleotide messenger RNA. RefSeq lists its product as hypothetical. NCBI's taxonomy places the organism in Eukaryota, Apicomplexa, Conoidasida, Eucoccidiorida, Sarcocystidae. The transcript is spliced from 8 exons. Bases 1067 to 4180 code for a protein of 1037 amino acids. The record is from RefSeq and is a predicted model, not a curated record.